Molecule: messenger RNA, 438 nt
Organism: Chelonus insularis
Lineage: Eukaryota; Metazoa; Arthropoda; Insecta; Hymenoptera; Braconidae
Product: probable DNA-directed RNA polymerase subunit delta
Exons: 3
Coding region: 1-438 (145 amino acids)
Source: RefSeq, a predicted model, not a curated record
AUGGAAAGGAAAGCACGAAAAGGAAAUAAAAAGACGCAGAUGUCAGUAAAAUUCUGUUUGAGAAAUCACUCAAGCGAUGAAACAUGGGUAGAUGAACAAGAGGUCGAGAAAAGACGCCUGAGGUGUCGUCGAGAAUUUGCAAAUGUUCACACGAGAGAACGUAUUUCCGUAGUUUGUGUGGUUCUGGCUUUAGCAAACGGACCGGUAACAAGACAUCUAGAUAAUGAUAAUGACAAUAGUCAUGAUUAUGUUGAUGAUAAUAAGGACGAGAACGACGAGGAUGGUGAUGACGAUGAUGAUGAAUACGACAACGACGAUGAUAAUGAUGAUGAUUAUUUAAGUUUAUUGGAAAGUGUUUGUGUAAAAGCGAUGGAAGACGAUGAUUCCGUGAUCACGGAAGCAGAAAUCCGUCUCUCAUCCAUCAGGUGUAACCCUUAA